This is a messenger RNA of Periophthalmus magnuspinnatus, 3124 nucleotides long. RefSeq names its product cadherin 4, type 1, R-cadherin (retinal) (gene cdh4). The record is from RefSeq and is a predicted model, not a curated record. Gene Ontology annotation, biological process: cell-cell junction assembly; multicellular organism development; calcium-dependent cell-cell adhesion. The coding region runs from base 8 to 2797 and encodes 929 amino acids. Gene Ontology annotation, molecular function: cadherin binding; calcium ion binding. NCBI's taxonomy places the organism in Eukaryota, Metazoa, Chordata, Actinopteri, Gobiiformes, Gobiidae. The transcript has 17 exons. Gene Ontology annotation, cellular component: catenin complex; plasma membrane; adherens junction.
CGCGAACAUGAACAUUGGCUGCGUCAUCCUGGCUUGCUCCAUACUUGUGGGCGCAUCCUCGGGGAGUAAGGCAGGCCAGCCCCUCAAAGCAACAUGUCGACCAGGAUUCUCCCAGAACUUCUACACCGUCAUCGUCCCUCGAGACGUGCUGCACGGACAGCGCAUUCUCAAAGAUACCGCCCUGUCCAGCCAGCGGGUGAGGUUCGACGAUUGCCAGCACAGCCGAGAGGUGGGCUUUGUCAGCAGCGACCCGAGCUUCAGCGUGCGGUCAGACGGGAGCGUGUACACCGAGCAGGAGGUCGCCAACCUGUCCGAACCCGUCCAAUUUAUGGUGACUGCUAGAGGAGUGCACGAUCCGCACAUCUGGGAGGCAACGGUGAAGCUGGCGCUGGCGGGGCACCCACAUCCUCUCCCGAUGGGCAAGGUUGGCAUAGAAGAGAUGCUGUCAAGAGUGUGGGAGUCCCAGCCCAGAGUCAUCCGCUUCCCACGGAAACACCAGAGGAGCUCGGUGGCCAAUGGGCUGCGGCGACAGAAGAGAGACUGGGUCAUCCCGCCGAUCAACGUGCCCGAAAACUCCCGCGGACCCUUCCCUCACAUGCUCGUCAGGAUUCGAUCUGACCAGGACAAAGACGUGGGAAUCCGCUACAGCAUCACCGGAGCGGGCGCCGACCAGCCGCCAAGUGGAAUCUACAAUAUCGACCCUAUUAGUGGGAACAUGUUUGUCACGCAGCCCUUAGACCGAGAAGAAAGAGCGUCGUUCCAUCUGCGAGCUCAUGCGGUCGACAUGAACGGAAACCAGGUGGAAAACCCCAUAGAUCUGUACAUCUACGUCAUCGAUAUGAACGACAACCGGCCCGACUUUCUGAACCAGGUUUACAAUGGAUCUGUGGCCGAGGGAUCUAAACCAGGCUCGUCCGUGAUGCAGGUGACGGCCACUGACGCCGACGACUCCACCACGGCCAACGGGAUGGUCCGCUACCGCAUCCUGUCCCAGAGCCCCCACAGCCCCAUCCCGAACAUGUUCACCAUCAACAGUGAGACGGGAGACAUUGUCACAGUCGCAGCCGGCCUGGACAGAGAGAAAGUGUCGCAGUACACCAUCAUCGUCCAGGCCACAGACAUGGAGGGAAACCUGAACUUCGGUUUGUCCAACACGGCGACGGCGCUCAUCUCCAUCACCGACAUCAACGAUAACCCUCCAGAGCUGACCGUCAGAACUUUUUCAGGUGAAGUCCCGGAGAACAGGGUGAACGUGGUGGUGACAAAUCUGACCGUGCUGGACCGGGAUCAGCCCCACAGCCCAAACUGGAACGCCGUUUAUCGCAUUGUCAGUGGAGACCCGUCCGGGCACUUCACCAUCCGCACCAACCCGGUCACCAACGAGGGCAUGCUCACGGUGGUAAAACCCGUGGACUUUGAGAUGAACCGCGCCUUCAUGCUGACCGUGGUCGUGUCCAACCAGGCGCAUUUGGCCAGCGGUAUCCAGUCGUCGUUGCAGUCCACCGCGGGAGUGACCAUCUCAGUGCAGGAUGUGAACGAGCCCCCCGUGUUCCCCGUCAACCCCAAGAUGAUCCGCUUUGAGGAGGGCGUACCCGCGGGGACCACCCUCACCGUGUUCUCUGCGCAGGACCCGGACCACUUUGUUCACCAGAUCGUCAGAUACUCCAAACUGUCGGACCCCGCUAACUGGCUAAGAAUCAAUCGCACCAACGGUCAGAUCACCACUAUGGCCAUGCUGGACCGAGAGUCUAUGUACGUGAAGAACAACGUGUACGAAGCUACUUUUUUGGCGUUCGACAAUGGUAAGUCGGGUUCUCCUCAGGCGAGCGGCACUGGAACCCUCCAGAUCUACUUGAUAGACGUGAACGACAACCCUCCCGUGCUGCUCCCUCGAGAGGCGCAGAUCUGUGAGCACGGCCGGCCCAACAGCAAGAUCAACAUCACAGCCUCGGACGCAGACGCCGACCCCAACGUGGGACCCUUUGUGUUUGAACUGCCCACCUUCCCGGCCGUCGUCCGCCGCAACUGGACCAUUUCUAGACUCAGCGGGGACUACGCUCAGUUGAAGCUGAAGAUCCCGUACCUGGAGUCUGGCGUCUACGAGAUCCCCGUGAUCGUCUCAGACUCGGGGAACCCUCCUCUGUCCAACCGCUCCAUGCUCCGGAUCAAAGUGUGUCCGUGUGAUGAGAGCGGCGACUGCAGCACCACCGGAGCCGUGGCGGCGGCGGGGCUCGGCACAGGGGCCAUCAUCGCCAUCUUAAUCUGCAUCAUCAUCCUCCUCAGCAUGGUGCUGCUCUUCGUGGUGUGGAUGAAGCGCAGGGAGAAGGAGCGACAGGCCAAACCUCUGCUCAUUGACCCCGAGGAUGAUGUUCGAGACAAUAUUCUGAAAUAUGAUGAAGAGGGGGGAGGAGAGGAGGACCAGGACUAUGACCUGAGCCAGCUGCAGCAGCCCGAGUCACUGGAGCACAUCAUGAAUAAACCUGCGGGAGUGCGGCGGGUGGACGAGAGGCCGGUGAUCACAGCCGAAUCCCAGUACCCCGUGCGCCCCAGCCUGCCCCACCCUGGAGACAUUGGGGACUUUAUUAAUGACGGUCUGCGGGCGGCGGACAACGACCCCACGGCUCCGCCCUACGACUCCCUGCUGGUGUUCGACUACGAGGGCAGCGGCUCCACGGCCGGCUCCGUCAGCUCGCUCAACUCAAGCAGCUCAGGUGACCAGGACUACGACUACCUCAAUGACUGGGGCCCCCGCUUCAAGAAGCUGGCCGACCUGUACGGAGGAGGACAGGAGGACUGAGAGCAGUGCUGGGACAGGCUGAGGAGGGGCAGCCAAGGACUACACUUCACUUCUGGGACCACGAUGACCCAGGAAUGGACCCUUCACUUGGGCUGUCACGGGGCUCGCCUUUUCCAGCCUGUGUGUGUAGGAAUUCUGCUGCAAUUGUAUUCUGGCUUUAUACAUUUCUUAGUGGCAAAUUUGUAGUGUUUUUGUUUUGUUUUUUUUCGUCCCACCGCGCUGGACCCUCUGGGGAUGAAUCGAUGCGGUCACAGGAGACACCAGUAGUGAAAAAUACGCUUUCACUCCAGAUAGAAGCGUCUACAGUGGUUGAUGUUGCUUAAAUUU